AUGGGCAUUGGGUGCUUAGCUCUUUCUUUCUGUCUUAUCUCAGGUGUGCUUCAAAUUUUGGAAGUGAUUCUCAACGCUCUGGUUCUCAUUUGUGUAGCCUCCUCCUAUUUCGUGCUUUCGGGGUUCAGUGCUGGAAUAACAAGUGGUGGUGGUGGUUUUGGGAACAGCUAUCCUUUUGAAGGCCAGGAACUGCAAGAAGUACGCCAGCUGGACCAGCAAUUUACAAUGCUCCGGGCACCCCUACUUUAUGGGGGCCUGGCCCUCUCUCUGCUUUUAGGUUCUCUCACAAUAGGAGUCCUGGCUGCAGGAGCAAAACAUCUGCUGAAUUUAUCUGUAUCAUGGCUGCUUACGGAGGCCAUAUUUAGCAUACUGGCAUCUUUGAGCUAUGGAGCAGGAGUGGGGGUUUUUCUACACUUUGCUCUCAAGUUUAAUGACACAGAUAUAUGUAAGAGGCGAGAGAGGAUAUAUAGGAGGAAUGGCCUGACUUGGAUGAACUGUGACCUUGCAGGAACAGAUGGAGGAGCUGCCACUUUUGGCAUCUUGUUGAUUAUAUUAUAUGGAGUUAGUGUAGUUCUAGCAGCUCGUGCAUAUAGAAAUAAGAAAUUAAUGGAAGGCUGAGCUGACUUAGAAGAAAAUUGGAACAAAAAACAUUUGUUUCAUGUCUCUUCUAUUAUCAGAUGUGCUUAAAGGGAUAUAUUGUUGCUCAAAAAAAGAGCAAUAAGCAGUGUGUUAUAGAAAUCAUCGCAAUAUGUAUUAUACAUAAUUUUAUAAGGAUUGUAACUUUUUUUAAAACUUAAUUUGUGCAGAGUCCAUUAAUUCAAAGGCAAAUGAGUAGCUUUUCCUUUGAUUCACCUGCCCUAGCACCAGUCAGUUUCUUGCACGUUUAGAGGAACUUUGCUGCAAAAAUCAUGUGGCAGUAGAACGUAAGUUCUGUAACAACAAACAUUCAAAAGAACAGUAAACACCAAAAUUGUUAUUGUUUACAAAGAUAGAUAACAUCUUUACUACCCAUUCCCCAGCUUUGCACAACCAACAUUGUUAUAUCAAUAUACUUAACAUUUAAACCUCUAAAUUUCUGCCUGUUUCUAAGCCACUGCAGACGGCCUCUUAUCACAUGCUUUUUUAUUUGCUUUUCACAACAGGAGACUGCUAGUUCAUGUGGGCCAUAUAGAUAACAUUGUGCUCAUGCCCGUGGGUUGUUGAUGACACUGCACUAAUUGGUUAAAAUGCAAGUCAAUAGAUAAUAGCCAUGUGAUCAGUGGGGCUGUCAAAAGAAUCUUAGAUACAAGGUAAUCACAGAGGAUAAAAGUUGGUUAUGCAAACUUGGGGAAUGGGUAAUAAAGGGAUUUUCUAUAUUUUUAAACAAUAAAAAUAUUGAAGUUGACUGUCUCUUUAAUAUUAACUAAUGUUAGCUUAAUGCUGGGUGGUCAGUAAAAUUAGCCAGGUAAUGCACCCAAUAAAAACACCCUGGGGAGAACAGUGUGUAAUAUCUGCUCCCUUAUCUGCCUCCCUAAAGGAGCACUGCUUCAUAUCCCUUUAAUUCUCUUCGUACUCUUUGUUAAAGGAGUAGCAAUGCACUGCUGGGAGAUAGCUGAACACAUUGACUGAGCCAGUGACAAGAGACAGACACCAAUCUUUUAAGCUUAUCAAGAUAUGCUUUUCAACAAGGCAUGCAAAGCGUGCAAGCAAAGCUGAUAAUAGAAGUACAUUGGAACGUUCUUUAAAAUUGUAUGCUCUAUCUGAAUCAAGAAAGUUUAAAGGGAUAUUAAACACAAAUUGUAAACUA
Bombina bombina (fire-bellied toad) is the source of this 1786-nucleotide messenger RNA. RefSeq lists its product as uncharacterized. Lineage: Eukaryota; Metazoa; Chordata; Amphibia; Anura; Bombinatoridae. The record is from RefSeq and is a predicted model, not a curated record. The transcript has a single exon. Gene Ontology annotation, cellular component: membrane. The coding region runs from base 1 to 618 and encodes 205 amino acids.